ACGCACCUGUACAGUGCACACACCGAAACAUUUCCUUGACUAUUGCUUGAUAGCGUGUGUUCCGCGAUUCAGUGAAGGAGCCGUGUGAAAGUAAAAAAAAAAAAAAGAAAAGCUAGCUAUAAUCUGUAAGCUUGAAACACGUAUUUUAGUGAAUUUGUGAACAAGCAAUUAAAAUAUACCUACAUAAGUGACCUUGUACCUCCCUUCAUAAAUAAUUAAAAGCAUAGAACACGAUUUAUUGUUUUACAAAAUUUUCACAAUGGAGCAGAACCACAAAAAUCAAGAUUGCUACUUUUUUUACUAUUCCACAUGUACCAAGGGAGAUAGUUGUGGAUUCCGACAUGAAUCUUCGGCACUUGGCUGUGAAGUCAUGUGUCAAUAUUGGCAGCAGGGUAAUUGCUUAAAUGAACAUUGCAAUUUUAGACACAUGGAACUCAAGAAAAAUCGCAAAUCAAUUCCAUGCUAUUGGGAAUCACAAAGAGGAGGAUGCAAAAAACCACAUUGCCCAUUUAUGCAUGCUGCUGAACGUUCAGCCAGUGAACAAGCUUUGAUUAAUCAACCCAAGACAAGUGAUAUGCAACUCAAACCAGUCAGUCAAGAGUGGUCAAAUCGUCCAGAUGAUGGAAAAUUCGAUGGAAGUGGUGGUGAAUCAGAUCAAGGACGUGGUAGCAGUGAAGCUGGAAGUUUCAUCGGUAGUCCAGCAGUCGAUCCUUUGAUCGUAAAUUUUGACGAAGAGUCAGAUAGUGAAGGUGUAACAUCAUCACCAAGUAAAAACCAGUCAACAACAAGUGUACCAUACUGCAAAACAUACGAAGAGAUUAGACUGGAAGAAAUACAAGCUGAGAGUGCAGCAUACUAUUCAUACGAGCAAUCAUCAUCAUCAUCAACAACAACAACAGGAGCAGCAGCAGUUGUACCAAGUAGUUCAUAUCAACAACAAACUGGUGGUGGAAAAGAAAAAAAACCAUCAGUAAUACGAACAAUUAGAAAAACAUUAUCACUAUAUUCACGUGAUAAAAUAGGUCAAUUAAAACAAGAAAAUAAAACAAUAAAUACAAGUGGUGAUUUAAAUUUUAAAAUAUUAACACUAGAUGAAAUACGUAAACGUAAAAAUGAAUCAUUAAUUGAUGAUAAAUUAAUAAAUAAUUCAAGUGAUAUAACAAAAAGUGCAAUAAUAACACUUGAUAAAGUAAAAAUAUCAAGUGAUACUAAUAAAAUAUUAUCAAGAAAACGUAAUUUUGAUGAUUCUAAUGAUAACAUUGAUAAUAAUACUAAUGAUUGUAAUGAAAAAAAAUGUAAAAUUGAAAAAUUAUCAAUAGUACCACCAGUUAGAUUACGUAGAACUAAAAUUGAUGAUGAAGAUUGUAAAAUUAGUGGAAAAAUUGAAGUACGUCUUUGUGACAGUAGUACUGAUGAUAUUAAUAAUCAAAAAAUUAUUGUAUCAUCAUUAGAAAAUAUUCAAAAUGAUAAUGAUAAAAAAAUUGAUAUUGAUGAAAAUAUUGAUGAUUUAAAAAUUGAUCAAUUUAUUGAUGGACAUUCAAAUGAUCAUUUUCAAGAUGAGUCUGAUGAUGUGCUUAAAGACAUUGAUGCAUUACUUGACUGAUUUGUUUUUAUUUUCAAUGUGUCAGUUAAAAAAAUUAUAACUUUUUUUUUAAUAUGUAAAAUGUAUAAUAUUAGAAUUAAUAUAGUCAACUUUUUUUGUUUGUUUUUAUAUUUGUCAUACGUGGUUAGAGUGUAGUAUUUAUGUUUUAUUCUAUGAGUUUAAAAAUGACAUAAUCAUUUCAUAAUAAUAUUAUUUAGCAAGACAUCUAAAAUUCAUGGUUGAAUGAGUCAUGUAUGUAUUCUUUUAAUUUUAUUUAUUAUUAUUAUUACUAUUAUUAUUAUUGUACGCGUACUGAUUGAUUUAAAAAUAUUGAAUCAAAGGUGAAUUGAUAAUGCUACAUAUUUAUUAGAAAAUAUCAGAUUUAUUAAUAUUAUAAUUCAAUAAUUAUCAUAAUAAUAAAAUUUAAAAAAACUUGACUUUGAUUAUUGAAAUUAGAUGAAAAUUAGAUAGAAAAUUGAGUGAUAAUAUCAAUUUAUCAAUAAAAAAAAAAAAAGUCUUUAAUAAAAAAAAGAAAAUUAUUGUUUUUAUCGAUAAAAUAUAAAGUUAUUUGAUAAGUUAAUAUGAAUGAAUUAAAGGUAAGUGUGUAAAAAUUAUAAAAUUUCAUGAGAACAAAAAAAUAUAAGGUAUUUAAAGUAAAUAAUAAAUUAAUUUAUCUAUAUCUAUUGUUUUGUUUGUUUUUUAUUUUUAUUUAUUUAUUUAGAAUGAUAUAAUUGUACGCUUAAAACAUCUUGGCCUAAUAAGAUAAAUCACAAUUCGUUAUUUAUCAUCGAUUCGUCCUCACAAAAAAAAUUACAUUUUUACAUUUUUUUUUAAAUAAAAAGACAGUGAGUUUAAUUAAUAUCAUAAAUAUCAAAUAAUUAACUAAUUCAUUUUUCAAAUUUACAAUUUGAGUGUAGAUAUUCUAUAUAUAAUAUAUAUAUAUAUUUUUUUUUUUUUGGCAAAUGAAAGAAGAUGACGAGUCAAUGAAAGGGUCGCACACGAAACAACCAUUCAUCGGUUAAUCCAUUUUUGAAAUUUUUGUUACAUGAGUAUAUAAAUAUUACUAAUUGUAAGUGGUUUUUUUUUUUUUUUUUUUUUCGUAUCUGUCAUAGUUAUUAUUAUUAUUAAUUAUCAUUAAUUAUUAUUAAUUAUUAGUUUAUUAUUUUGUUUAUCUACUUUGAAAAUUCUACUGUGGUUUUUAUUGUAUUUUUUUCUUUUACUUGUGAUUGUAACAAACUUAACGAGUCGAUUAUUAAAAAUGAUUUUUUUUUUUUUUUUUUUACUUCAAUUAUCGACGUUGGUUUAACCGAUGUUCAACAAGACGUUUAUCCAAGAAAAUAUAAAAAAAUUGAUAUCAAA
This is a messenger RNA of Aphidius gifuensis, 2941 nucleotides long. RefSeq names its product zinc finger CCCH domain-containing protein 11A-like. The transcript has 6 exons. Gene Ontology annotation, molecular function: metal ion binding. The coding region runs from base 260 to 1603 and encodes 447 amino acids. NCBI's taxonomy places the organism in Eukaryota, Metazoa, Arthropoda, Insecta, Hymenoptera, Braconidae. The record is from RefSeq and is a predicted model, not a curated record.